AUGUCAGACCCAGUCUCCGUACCAAAGAAACGAAGACGUAUCUCAAGAGCUUGUGACUUCUGCAACAGACGCAGUAUCCGAUGCAGGCCGAGUCAAGAGGAUAGCGAUCGAUGUCAGAACUGCGUAGAUUUCGGCGUCGACUGCACUUACAAGCGGCCAAUGAAGAGAAGAGGAAAACCCCAGCAAAGCACUCACUCUCAACUUGAUGAAUCAACUGGCGAGCACCAGGAACUCUUACCGAUAUUACCGCCAACGAAUCUGCAAAAAAACCACAAUGCAAUCUAUGGCGCGUCAUAUGAGAGCCCAAGACCUAGGCUAGAGGUCAAAUUCUCUUUUGAAUUGAGUGAAGAUCAUCAGGAGAUGGUUCGAAAUAAUCUUGCGAAGAUUCAAGACCUUGUCACUGUUUACUUCGAAGUUGUAUAUCCAAUUACCAGAUUCCCGUUCUUCCACAGACCAACCCUCCUCCGCAAAAUCAGCACUCGAGAAUACCUAUCCGACAAGGCACAAUUCGCUAUGACAAUGGCAAUAUGUGCUUUGGCAUCUGCUCGAGCACGUGAUGGAGCCCUAUAUCCUUCCAAAUGGAACCCAGACUACCUCCGAGAACCUGCAUCCGAGCUUUUCUCUGAUGCUGCCAAAGCUGUCCUCCCUUUAGACUGGAGUGUUAUGCCUUGUCUUGACUGGAUGCGGACGUGUGCAGUGUUAGCCCUUGUUGGAAUACAGCUUGGCAAUAUUAAGAUGAUGCAUCAAUAUCUGGGUAUAUACCAUACGCUCGUUGCAAUGGACGGACUUCACGAUGAGAAGAAUUGGCCUAAAAAUAUUGACAUGGUCGAAGUUGAAGAGCGUAGAAGGCUGUUUUGGUCUAUCUACACUCUGGAGGUCUACUCAUCCAUUGUCUGGGGCGGCAUGAUUCGCUGCCGUGAAGCUCAAUCUCGAGUUCAAUAUCCAAGCGAACUCGACGAUGAGAUGUUCUCUUCGACAGGCAUCGAAAACCAUCCCAGCUCUCCUACAACACGACAACUAAAUUCAUUUCCCAUGCCCGUCAUCGCCGACACCAGCUCUUGGCUCCGGGGAUGGAACUUUACCACAGAACUGUACCGGAUCCUGGAGCAUGCCAUGGAUGAGUUCCAUCGCCGUCGACCACAGAGCAUUGGACCACUCUCACCAUCCGAUCUAUUCCAACAGAGCGCUCCGCCUCAGUCUGUGGUGCUUGACAAGAUUAUCCUCAUGCAUGACAAUUUACCGGCUAGAUUCAAGGAGACGAGAAGUGUCGUAGGUGAAAUGACGGCUGAUAGAUAUAGCUUCCAAGCAGCCAACAUUUCAGCCACGCUCCAGCUGGCGCGCAUGGUACUAUUUACAGCAGAGGACGCCACACUUGAACAAAAAUGCGUCAUUGCAAGAGAACUCCUAGAUGACUUUGCGAACAUUCCCAUCUUCUUUCUGAAAGCAAUUUCAUCGCCUCUCCUGCACCAUCUUGCCGGAAUUGGUGCAAUUCUAGGGUCUGUCAUCGAGGGACAACUAUCACUUUCCGAGUAUUUUCAAGUUCGUACAGUAUUAUUGCGGAUGGCAGAUCUUCUAGCGAGUCUCGAAGUAUCAUUAACUCAAAAAGCAGGUGCCAGCGAGCGCUUGCGUACCUUACUCGCUCGGAUUGACCAGUACAUGAGUACUCAGCAUCUACAAGAACUUCCUCUUGCGAUGCCGGACGUCCCCCAACAACAAGGAGUCGAAUGGGACGGAGGCGCGCAGAGGAAUUUUGAUGGCGGUAGUGUCCCUGGAAUGGAUGCAUCGUUUCAACUGCCACAGGAGCUGCUGGUAGAUUGGCCUUGGCCUCUGGAUCUUACUCAAGGAUUUGGAAAUUUCCGGGGCAUUUGAUUGGGAGUAUUUUUCAACCAUCGAUCUCAUAUAUUGCAAUAUAAACCCAUUCACAUGAUGCAGCGAAAUGUCAAAGGACCUCCGCAAGUAGGUGUCUAGGUAGGGCCUGAAGUUACUCCACUUUAACACUUUUCUAUACAUGUACCUGUACUGAGAUUGUUACUCGGGACACCCGGUACUUUUUGAAAAGGAAAAAGAAAUCUCAAAAUAACUUGAUGCUGACAGAAUUAAAGCAGACCAUUCUCUGCGGAAACGGAUGCUUCAAUCAAAACCCCCUCUCUCCACUUUGUGCUUGUUUGCUUACUCACAAGUCCUC
Molecule: messenger RNA, 2185 nt
Organism: Mollisia scopiformis
Lineage: Eukaryota; Fungi; Ascomycota; Leotiomycetes; Helotiales; Mollisiaceae
Exons: 5
Coding region: 1-1869 (622 amino acids)
Biological process (GO): DNA-templated transcription; regulation of DNA-templated transcription
Molecular function (GO): DNA-binding transcription factor activity, RNA polymerase II-specific; zinc ion binding; DNA binding
Source: RefSeq, a predicted model, not a curated record